UCACCGCCUCCCAGCAUCCCUGGCACAGCAGCGCGGCCAUUUUCCCUAUAGUUUCAGACUGACUGACGGACAGACAGGGCCGCUGGAGCGUCCCACACCCAUCCUCCUGUUUUAUCCAUCCGGCUGCUCGCUCCUCCUUGUCUCUCACUAUAGUCUCUAAUUGACGCACCGCUGCGUUCAACGCUCUCCAGCGCUGCUAAAGCUGAGGCUGACUCUCCUUUCCGUACCCCCCGGCGGAUUCUCCAUGUAUGGAUGCGCCAAGGAAAGGGAUGCUGUAGGCUGACCAAAGACUCAGAGAGAGCGAGAAAGAGAAAGAGAGAGAGAGAAAGAGACGAAAAAUACAGGCUGCUGAGGAGAUUCUAGAAGGAGGCACCGGAGGAUCCGGGCGCUGUUUUGAAUGGGCAGAGGAUUCACCCCCUGCGAUCGUCGAGUUUGAGUUGCUGAGGUGCCAGGUGUGUGUCUGUGCAGCCACACAGAUCUUCAGCUCUCCUGCUCGCUCGCACACCCUCCUGCAACAUGGCGGUGGCUUCAGUGAAGGUGGCGGUGAGGGUCCGACCCUUCAACUCCAGAGAGAUUGGGAAGGACAGCAAGUGCAUCAUUCAGAUGACAGGAAACACCACAACGAUCCUGAACCCCAAACAGCCGAAAGAGAACAAGAGUUUCAACUUUGACUAUUCUUACUGGUCACACACCACGCCCGAUGACAUCAGCUUUCACUCCCAGAAGCAGGUGUACAAGGACAUCGGAGAGGAGAUGCUGCUUCACGCUUUUGAAGGCUACAACGUGUGCAUAUUUGCAUAUGGCCAGACAGGAUCGGGCAAGAGCUACACCAUGAUGGGACGACAGGAGCAGGACCAGCAGGGAAUUAUACCUCUGCUGUGUGAAGACCUUUUCACCAAGAUCCAUGGCAGCAAUAGCGACAACAACAUGUCUUACUCAGUGGAGGUGAGUUACAUGGAGAUCUACUGUGAGCGUGUGCGCGACCUGCUGAAUCCCAAGAACAAAGGAAACCUGCGUGUCCGAGAGCACCCUCUGAUGGGACCCUAUGUUGAGGAUCUGUCCAAACUAGCCGUCACCAAUUUCAACGACAUCCAGGACCUGAUGGAGUCUGGAAACAAGGCCAGGACUGUGGCUGCUACCAACAUGAAUGAAACCAGCAGCCGCUCCCACGCCGUCUUCAACAUCAUCUUCACGCAAAAAAAACACGACAUGGAUUCGGAGAAUACCUUAGAAAAGGUCAGCAAGAUCAGCCUGGUGGACCUGGCUGGCAGCGAGAGAGCCGACUCAACCGGAGCUAAAGGAACCAGGCUUAAGGAAGGAGCAAACAUCAACAAAUCUCUGACUACGCUGGGGAAAGUUAUUUCUGCUCUGGCUGAACAGGAGUCAGUACCAAACAAGAACAAGAAAAAGAAGAAGGUGGAGAGUUUCAUUCCCUACAGAGACUCAGUUCUGACUUGGCUACUGAGGGAGAACCUGGGAGGAAACUCUCGUACAGCCAUGGUGGCUGCCCUCAGCCCUGCGGACAUUAACUACGAUGAGACUCUCAGUACCCUCCGGUACGCUGAUCGGGCCAAACAGAUCCGCUGUAACGCUGUGAUCAACGAGGACCCCAACAACCGUCUGGUGCGUGAGCUGAAAGAGGAGGUGGCUCGCCUCAGAGACCUGCUGUUUUCACAGGGCCUGGGAGACAUCAUAGAGAACCUGUGCGAUUACAAGAACUUUGUGAAUAAUCGCCAGGCUGUCAAUCAAGGGGGUGAUCUCUCCGCAGUGUCCAAUGCCAUGACAGGAAUGAGUCCCUCCCCCUCGCUCUCGGUCCUGUCCAAUCGCAUCGGGACCAUCAGCAACCUCCAUGACCGCAUCUUCAGCCCGGCCAGUGAAGAGGCCAUCGAGAGGCUCAAGGAAACCGAGAAAAUCAUCGCAGAGCUCAAUGAGACUUGGGAAGAGAAGCUGCGGCGUACCGAGGCCAUCCGUAUGGAGAGAGAGGCCCUGCUGGCUGAAAUGGGUGUUGCCAUGAGAGAAGAUGGAGGAACUUUGGGCGUCUUCUCCCCGAAAAAGGUACCAGGCUCGUCACUGUUGCGCAGUAGUUUGAUACAUUUACAGCAUCUGUACAAACACACAAACACUAAAACAUAUUUGUCAUUAUUUCCCUUUCAGACGCCUCAUCUGGUGAAUCUGAACGAAGACCCGCUGAUGUCAGAGUGUCUGCUGUAUUAUAUCAAAGACGGCAUCACCAAGGUUGGCCGUGAAGAUGCCAAGUCUCGCCAAGACAUUGUUCUCAGCGGCCAUUUUAUCAGAGAUGAACACUGCACCUUCAGCAGCACCACGAGUCCUAUGGGAGAAGGAUGUGUCAUCCUGGAGCCAUGUGAGGGGUCAGAGACGUACGUCAACGGGAAGCGAGUUAGCUCUCCCACUGUGCUGCGAUCUGGGAACCGCAUCAUCAUGGGAAAGAGCCACGUGUUUCGCUUCACCGACCCGGAGCAGGCUCGUCUGGAGCGAGAGAAGACGCCGUGCGCUGAGACGCCGGUUGAGCCCGUCGACUGGGCCUUCGCUCAGAGAGAGCUGCUGGAGAAGCAGGGCAUCGACAUGAAGCAGGAGAUGGAGCAGAGGCUUCAGGAGCUCGAAGAUCAGUACCGCAAAGAAAGAGAAGAAGCCAGUAACCUGCUGGAACAACAGAGACUGGACUAUGAGAGUAAACUGGAGGCUCUUCAGAAACAAGUGGACUCCCGGUACCUGGAGUCUCCUGAGGAAGAAGAGGAACCCGAAGAGGAAGUGCCGUGGACGCCACGUGAGACUGAGUUGGCUCUGUGGGCUUUCAGGAAGUGGCGUUUCUACCAGUUCACCUCUCUCAGGGAUCUGCUUUGGGGCAACGCCAUCUUCCUCAAAGAGGCCAAUGCCAUAAGUGUGGAGCUAAAGAAAAAGGUUCAGUUCCAGUUCGUCUUGUUGACAGACACUCUAUACUCUCCCCUGCCCCCCGACCUGCUGCCCCCGAGCAUUGCCAAAGAGAGGGAGAGACGACCUUUCCCCCGAACCAUUGUCGCCGUUGAAGUGCAAGAUCAGAAGAACGGAGCCACACAUUACUGGACUCUAGAGAAACUCAGGCAGAGGCUGGACCUGAUGAGGGAAAUGUACGAUCGUGCUGCAGAGCUCCCCAGCAGUGCUGUGGAGGACUGUGACCACGCUCUGACCGGAGGCGACCCCUUCUACGACCGCUUCCCCUGGUUCCGUCUUGUCGGCAGGGCUUUUGUGUACCUGAGCAACCUGCUGUACCCGGUGCCUCUGGUACAUCGCGUGGCCAUCGUCAGUGAGAAAGGAGAGGUGAAAGGCUUCCUCAGAGUGGCUGUGCAGGCCAUCUCAGCUGAUGAGGAGGCCCCUGAUUAUGGCUCUGGUGUGAGGCAGUCAGGCACUGCCAAGAUCUCCUUUGAAGAUAAACAGUUUGAGAAGUUCCAGACUGAGUUGUGUCCUGGUGUUCUGUCCCCCAUCAACUCCUCCUCCGAGGAGCUGCGAAUCGUGGAGGGCGAAGGACCGAGCGCAGAGAUAGGAAUCUCUGCCGAUGAAGUCAACAACAACACCUGUCCAGAGGCUCCCCGCAGCCCAGUAAAGAGCUCAGGUCGGGAUCUGGAUCUUCCUCUGGACCUCUCCCCGGAGAAAGCUCUGUCCCAUCUGAAGAUCGGCAGCACCUUCACCUUCAGAGUUACCGUCUUACAGGCCUCCAGCAUCUCAGCCGAGUACGCCGACAUCUUCUGCCAGUUCAACUUCAUCCACCGCCAUGACGAAGCUUUCUCCACUGAGCCGCUGAAGAACACGGGCAGAGGACCUCCGCUGGGCUUCUACCAUGUUCAAAAUAUCACAGUGGAGGUGACAAAGUCCUUCGUGGAGUACAUCAAGACUCAGCCCAUCGUCUUCGAGGUGUUUGGUCACUAUCAGAAACAGCCUUUCCCUCCGCUCUGCAAAGACCUGAUCAGUCAGCUGCGACCUUCCAGGAGGCAGUUCCCCCGGGUGAUGCCCUUAUCCAAACCAGUGCCGGCCACAAAGCUCAGCACUCUGACUCGCUCCACCGCAGGGCCUUGUCACGCCAAAUACGACCUCAUGGCCUUCUUUGAGAUCUGUGAGCUGGAGGCUAACGGAGACUACAUCCCAGCUGUUGUUGACCACAGAGGUGGGAUGCCCUGCCACGGCACGUUCCUCUUACAUCAGGGCAUCCAGAGGAGGAUCACAGUUACCAUCGCUCAUGAAACAGGAAAUGAUAUUGAGUGGAAAGAGGUGAAGGAGCUGGUUAUUGGCCGUAUUCGAAACACACCAGAGGCUGAUGAGACCAUCAUAGACCCCAACAUCCUGUCCCUCAACAUUCUGUCUUCUGGAUACUUCUGGCCAAAACACAACGACAAGGUCUCCUUGGGAGUUGAUGAUAGAACUUUCUACCGAUUUGAGGCAGCAUGGGACAGCUCCAUGCACAACUCUCUGCUUCUGAACAGAGUCACUCCCUAUGGGGAGAAGAUCUACAUCACCCUCUCUGCUUAUCUAGAGAUGGAGAACUGCACUCAGCCAACAGUGAUCACCAAAGAUUUCUGCAUGGUGUUUUACUCCCGUGAUGCGAAGCUGCCGGCCUCUCGCUCCAUCAGAAACCUCUUCAGCACCGGCUGCCUCCGGCCCUCUGAGAGUAACCGUGUCACUGGCGUCUAUGAAGCCACUCUUUGCCAUGUGGCGGACAAUGGAAGUCCAGGCAUGCAGCGUCGUCGCAGGCGUGUGCUGGACACCUCGGUGGCGUACGUCCGAGGAGAGGAGAACCUGGCUGGAUGGAGGCCUCGCAGCGACAGCCUCAUCCUGGACCACCAGUGGGAGCUGGAGAAACUCAGUUUACUGCAGGAGGUGGAGAAGACCAGGCACUACCUGCUGCUGAGGGAGAAGCUGGAGGCGACUCUGCUGGCGGGACAGGAUGCGCUCUACAAGAGCAGCGACAUCAGCGAUUUUGCAAAGAGUCCCGUCCUCAGCCACAGUCCCGGCAGCAGCCCUGCCCUCGACAGCCCCAACCAGAGGCAGAGGGAGCUGGCUGCCAAGUGUCUGCGUCUGCUAAUGCACACCUUCAACAGGGAGUACAGCCAGGUGAGCAGCAGUGCCAGUGAGAGCAAGCUUUCUGAGAUGUCUGCGUCGCUAAUGAGCAACUCCUCGUCUGGACUGAGCACGCUCACUCCGUCCUCUACCUGCCCCUCACUGGUCGAGGGAAAUUAUGACAUUAGACACACUGAACCCAGUUCAGGAGCGUCCACACCAGAUCUGGACCCGUACAGCCCCGUGGACAGAAAGAAAGCUCUCAGAGGAUGCACCUUUGUUCCUGACAUACAGGAGAUCCGUGUCAGCCCCAUUGUGUCAAAGAAGGGUUACCUGCACUUCCUGGAGCCCCACACCAGCGGCUGGAUGAAGCGUUACGUGGUGGUGCGCAGGCCCUACGUCUACCUGUACCGCAGCGAGAGGGACAGCGUGGAGAGAGCUGUCAUCAACCUGUCAUCUGCGAAGGUGGAAUACAGUGAGGACAAACAGACCUUACUGCGGACACCCAACACGUUUGCUGUAUGCACUGAGCAUCGUGGAAUACUGCUGCAGGCCACCAAUGACAAAGAGAUGCACGACUGGCUGUACGCUUUUAACCCUCUGCUAGCCGGCACCAUCAGGUCAAAGCUCUCCCGGAGAAAGUCGGUCCAGUCGGUCCCGUCUGCUAUGAGGAUGUGAGAGGUGAACCGGCCUGGUGGAAAACAACAAACAAACAUACAAAACAAUACAAUCUAAAGGCUCAACUCAGCAUCCUGCUCUAAUGAACAUAGACCAUAUAAACAAACUUAUACAUAAACCACUUAAAUAACCCUCUGUAUGACGACUGUCCCACUCCCAAACAUCACUCGAUCGCUCAUCCCUAAAACCAACAAAACUGUCUUUUCUCUCUUUUUUAAAUCGCCACCUUAAAACCCUGCAUGGUGUGCUCCCUCCUGACCUUUAGCAGAAACAUAAGACAAACUAACCACCCAAACCUGUUAAUACACUUACCCCUGCUGAGCGUUGGGACUCGUUUUUAUCAGCUUUCAUGUAGAAAUCUGUCAUCUGUAAGACUACCAUUUCCCUGUAGAGAGUUAGUAUGUGGUCAGUCCCUCCUUUAUUCAUAAUAACUGAAAAUAAGUCCCAGUUCUAAAUCAGCCAUUUGUUUAUUUCUAAUUAACGCCAUCGGGUGAGGGGGAAAUUGACGCUUUGUAGAGUUGUGUAAAGUGCAGGGAUGAUCGCUCCAUACAACCAUCAUAUAUUGUACAUUACCUCAGUUUGGAUUGGCUUGGUGCUCUACAGCAUAGAGUAUUUGUUUCACUGCAUAUGUUUUAGAUAGCAAACAGAUCAGUCAUUUUAACGUUGAAGUAGCACGAGGGAUUUGUUUGGACAAAAUGGUAUGUUGUUGUUCCUGUGUCGUUAUUUCUUUAACCGAUUCCAAGAAAACUGAGUUUGUUGGCUAGAUUAAUCCAUUAUCAGGAGAGAGAACCCACGUCCUUCUCGUUAUCUGCUUCUUUUUUUAUUUUAUAACCCCUUGUGCGUAUAGAACCAUGAUGGAGAAGUUUAUUUAUUGUUGCUAUUGUAGGUUUUCUGCACUGGUAUUUAUUUGUGACAGGACCACUGACCAGUUUUGUUGCAUGGCACUUUAUUGUCUGUAUUGAGUUUAUGUAUUGUAUCAUUUACUCAGUUAUUUUGACCAAAGCACUUUUUUUUUUUUUCAUUGUAAAUCGUUGUCUAAUGGGCUGCUGUGUUUAUAUUUAGGAUGUUCGAGAAAUAGUUUGCUAUAUUGGGGAAAACGCUCUGCUUUCUUGCCGAGAGUUAGAUUGAUACAACUGAAUGAUGCAGGUACUGUGAAGGCAGUUAGCUUAGCACAACGACUGGAAGCAGAGGUAGACAGCUAGCCUGUCUAAAAGUAACAAAAUCUGCCUACCAGCACCUCUACCAGAUAUCGCCCAGCCCUAUCUCCAAGUGUAACUUUUGGCAAGAGAGCAAAUAUACAUUUUCCCCCAAAUCUAUUGCACUAAAAACGUAUCAAUUAUACCUAAAUCAACCCAAGAUGUUUGACAUGGUAAAUAGGCUACACCAGGAGGAUAACUGUUCUGUAUGUGGCUAGUUUAAACUAGGUACAGUGUGUGGAAUUUAGGGGGAUCUGUUGUCAGAUAUGGAAAAUAAUAUGAAUAAGUAUGUUUUAUUUAGUGUAUAAUCACCUGAAUAUGGGAACUGUUGUGUUUUUGUUACCUUAGAAUUAGCCGUUUAUGUCUACACACCCCUCUUCAUGAAGUCCACUAAGUUGGACCGCCAUGUUUCUACGGUAGCCUAGAACGGACAAACCAAACACUGGCUCUAGAUAGGGUCAUUUGCGUUUUUUUGCUGUGGCCGCCAUAGUUACACACGCUUGGCACUCGGGAGACGUUUCAGUUGGUUGAAAUCUGCAACCUCACCGCUAGAUGCUGCCAAAUCCUACCACUGGUUCUUCAACCGUAAUCAAAUAAGCACUUAUUCUGUCUGUUAUGGGCCAGCAGAGUUGCCACAGUAAAUACGUUUACUAUUUAAGUCUCAUCUAGUAGCUAAAUGGAAAGUUGUAAUUGACCACGGACCUGUAAUCUGUUGAAGGUUGCUUUGAGUGGGCAAGAGCGUUGUCCAUGCACCAGAUAGUGCCUCCCUUUCUUCACCUCUUUUUCUUCUCUCCCUCCUUCAUCGUCGUCUUUAACGCCAACACUAAAGUUUGCUACACGUGUCCAAGAUUGAGCUUUUAUGUAGAGUAAAAGUAGAUGCUGUGAAUCUUUUUUUUAUAUUGAUGAUCUACGUCAAUGUUUUGGAGAGUGAAUAUUAUCAUUGAUGCUAUAGAGUAUGUUGGUAUAGCCUGUAACAGUACAGCGCAUAUCUCAUUAUCAUCCUCUGUAAGUGUUGCAUUUAAAAGCAAUCCCCCCUCUUAGCUUUUGUACUGUAGCUGCUAGUCUAGAUAUUUGACAGCUUGAUGCUUGUGUCAGAAACCAGUAAAGUAUGAUUAGCUUGGUGUUGUUAUGACUUCAAUCUCCAGGGAUGGUUUCUAGAUGCUUUUACAUGCUGUGUGUUAUUUUGCAUUAUACCAAGAUGACCCCAAAUGUUGGUUUGAGAUCAAUAUUAUCAGUGGACGGAAAAGGGUAACAAAAAAACAUGUUGCCUUUGUUAAAGAGAAUUUCUAAGGUGGACAUAAUUUAGAUUCUCUAUUGUAUUGUUUGCAUCUAAAGGGAUAUUAUCUGCAUCUGUUUUUUACAUUCUUCUUUUGUAACUUAAAGACGUGGUCAGCCAACCAUUUCUUCUCUCCCAUUUUCCUCUUCUGUCUCGUCUGACUGAUCAUCUUUUUGUCAAAUCUGAUUUAUAGUCAGUUAACUGAACGUAUUCAGGACUGUACGCCACAGGCCAACCAACCUGUUGAGCAACGCAGCCUAGUACUCAUAAAACCUGUUCAAAAUCGGACUAAUAAAAAGUCAUAUUUCACAUUUAACUUUGUUGCUACGUAGGGCUUCUUUGAUUUAGAAAAAGAUAUUCUGUCUGUUAGCAAAAAAAUAAUUGGGAUUACAUCAUUUAUUUCUGGGUCAUUUUGGUAUAAUCAACUUUGUUGCUUUAUAUAUAUAUACUAUAUAUACUGUAUGUUGUCUCCUGAAACAGAAGACGAAUAGAAAGUUUUAUUUAUAAAGUUUAGAAUCAUAGAUUAAUUAUGGUCUUAAAGUAUAUUGCACUCAUGCACAAGGCAUCUUUAUUUAAUAUGAUUUUGUAUGAUGAUGUUUUAAGAAUGUAUGGAGAAUACUGGUUUGCGUUUACUACAACCCUGUCCUGAAGGGAGAAGAUUAGAUUCUGAAACUCUGCCAUUUUUGCUUCAGCAAUCAAACCACCAACAACACUGCACCAAAUUGCAUUGAUUUUUGUCUGGUUUUGUGUUCAACUGGCAGAUGACUCGCAAUGCUUCCAGCCCAAAUAGUUUAACGGUAUCAUGUUUUUAAACAAAACACUUUGUGAGAUACUUUUGUUGCACUGGCCAAUAAUUGUCGAAAGGUAAAUGAGUUGAUUAAUUUAUAUUUGGCUGCUUUUUAACUGUCAUAGCUCUGGAUCUAAGCAUGCAGGUCCCCUUAUCUUCUGCUGUCCUCUGUCCCUCUCUCCUGCCUUACCGCUUGCUAAUGACAACAGCGUCCCGCCCCCCCCCCCCCCCCCGAAGUGCUGCUUGUAAAGUAUUGUCAUUCAUGACCCUUGUAAUGACUAACUGGAAACCUUCCUCUCGGCUCUGUCUUGUAUAUAAAUGGAGAUUUUCUGUGUUGGGUCUCAUCAUACAGAUGAUAUUAACUCUCUCUUCCUCUAUACCAACAUGAAUAAAGAAUAACUGGCCUGCUGCUUCGUCAAGGGUCACCCCAGAGUAAAGAGUGCUGAUCAGGGAUCAGUUUUGCACAUUUCAGCUCAGUGUGGGUGAGGUGGCCAUGAUGGACCGGAUAGAUGAUCCCAGGUCUGCCACUCUUGCUCUGAGCUGCUUGACAGAAGCAGAAACAGGUCGAAGCCUGUGAUGAAGUCCUAAUCUCAGUGCUCACGCUUAUCUUUUGAGUGUUCUGGAGUUCUUUAUCAUGUCUGUGGACACAUAACAAAAAUUGUCAAGAAAAAAAAAAAAUAAGGCGAAUAAAUAAAUGUGUUGAAAAUUAUGCAA
Molecule: messenger RNA, 9697 nt
Organism: Anarrhichthys ocellatus (wolf-eel)
Lineage: Eukaryota; Metazoa; Chordata; Actinopteri; Perciformes; Anarhichadidae
Gene: kif1ab
Product: kinesin family member 1Ab
Exons: 47
Coding region: 517-5724 (1735 amino acids)
Biological process (GO): microtubule-based movement
Molecular function (GO): microtubule motor activity; ATP binding; microtubule binding
Source: RefSeq, a predicted model, not a curated record